Sclerotinia trifoliorum is the source of this 5488-nucleotide messenger RNA. Lineage: Eukaryota; Fungi; Ascomycota; Leotiomycetes; Helotiales; Sclerotiniaceae. The record is from the annotation of a GenBank genome assembly.
UCGGAAGACGCUUACAUCAUGAAAUCUCUCCGCCGUAUGUGCGGCGGAAUUUAUGCGUUUCAAGCUGACGGGCGAUAAUUGGAAUGGACUUUUUCGACAAUCAACUUAUAUAAUUAAACCUGCACAAAUAUCAUCCUUUACUAAUCCAACUUUGAGCUGUUCUUUUACAGUCAGACAUUCAAUUCUUCACGCACUAUCUACGACGGCGUAUAAUUAUAAUUCUUACAUUUUUUUAAUCUGAUUCAGUUAAUUUGCUAUUGAUCGAAAAGGACACAAUAUGGCUACUUCGGCGCCUUUUGGGGUUCUACCUCAAAGUGAGGCUGUUGCCGAGAAAGUGGAUAAGGUUAUCGAGGAAAAGGCAGACCGAAAUGUCGGGAAAGAUAGUGAUACAGAAUCCUCGACUUUAGACUCGACGGGAGAGAGGGAAGAUGCUGCCAUUCGUACACUUGCGAGACAAAUUACACAAAGAUCUAUGGAAGGUGUUAAAGAUCAUAAUAUAAACCCAUUUCUUGGAUCAGAUGACCCUAGACUCGAUCCAUCAUCGGAGAAGUUCAGUCCUAGGGCAUGGACAAAACAUCUCGUCCACAUUCAAUCUCGAGAUCCUGAAAGAUAUCCCAACAGGACGGCAGGGGUCGCCUAUAAAAACUUGAACGCUCAUGGAUUUGGUGAAGCAACCGACUACCAAAAGACUUUUGGCAACUACCCACUGGAGAUUAUCGGCAUGGGGAAGAGGGCUCUUGGGCUCAGCAAACCAACUAAAAUACAGAUUUUAAGAGAUUUCGACGGGCUUGUUAGAAGCGGAGAAAUGCUUGUCGUGCUUGGUCGACCUGGAUCUGGAUGCUCAACUUUAUUAAAGACAAUAUCUGGAGAGACAUCGGGAUUCUAUGUUGAUAAGAACACAUAUAUCAAUUAUCAGGGAAUACCAAUGGAAACUAUGCACAACGAUUUCAGGGGGGAGUGCAUAUACCAAGCGGAGGUUGAUGUACAUUUCCCUCAAUUGACCGUGGCACAAACAUUAUCAUUUGCAGCUAAGGCUAAAGCCCCUCGGAACCGCAUACCUGGUGUUACAAGAGAGCAAUACGCUGAUCAUCUUCGAGAUGUCGUAAUGGCAACUUUUGGACUUUCUCAUACAUUCAAUACGAAAGUGGGUAAUGAUUUUAUUCGAGGAGUGAGUGGUGGUGAGAGGAAGCGUGUCAGCAUUGCGGAAGCUGCUUUGGGAGGAAGUCCCCUUCAGUGCUGGGACAACAGUACAAGAGGUUUGGAUUCUGCGACUGCAUUGGAAUUUGUCAAGACUCUCAGGAACUCCACGGAAAUGACUGGAUCCACAGCUGUAGUAGCCAUUUAUCAGGCUUCUCAGUCAAUCUAUGACCUUUUCGACAAGGUCGCUGUACUCUACGAAGGAAGGCAAAUAUAUUUUGGUGAUAUCAACGCGGCGAAGACAUUUUUCAUCAAUCUGGGAUUCGACUGCCCAGCUCGACAAACUACUGCUGAUUUCCUAACUUCAAUUACAUCCCCGGCAGAGAGAAUCGUUCGACCUGGCUUUGAAGGCAAGACUCCAUACACUCCGGAUGAAUUCGCCGCAGUUUGGCAAAGUAGUGAGGAUAGAGCCCAGCUACUCCGGGAGAUCGACCAAUUUGACGCCGAAUUUCCCAUUGGCGGACAAGCUCUUGAGGUCUUCAAGCAUUCGAGGAAAGCAGCUCAGGCUAAGGGUCAACGUAUUAAGAGUCCAUAUACGAUUUCACUUCCAAUGCAGAUUAAAUUAUGCGUGGAGCGUGGAUUUCAAAGACUUCGGGGUGAUAUGACUAUUCUCUUAUCCGGUCUUAUAGGUAUGUCCCAGCUCGUAGAUAUAUAUUGAGGCAUAUACUGACAUCAAAUAUUAGGUCAAGUAAUGAUGGCUUUGAUUCUUGGUAGUGUUUUCUACAAUCUUCCAAAUGAUACCAAUAGUCUCUACAGCAGAGGCGCCCUCUUGUUUUUUGCCAUCUUGAUGGCAGCAUUUCAGAGUAUGCUGGAAAUUCUUACUCUUUAUGCUCAAAGACCAAUCGUUGAAAAACAUACCAAAUACGCUUUCUAUCAUCCAGUUGCAGAGGCUUGUGGAUCCAUGUUGUGCGACAUACCGAAUAAAGUAUUCACGACUAUUGUAUUCGAUCUUACUCUUUACUUUAUGACAAAUUUACGGAGAACCCCCGGACAUUUCUUUGUAUUCUUCUUAUUUACCUUUCUGUGUACUUUGACGAUGUCUAUGUUCUUUCGGUCCAUCGCUUCACUAUCACGAAGCUUAUCAGAGGUUUGUGUUAUUUCUUAUACACCUCUCAUUAUUCAAUUUGCUUACAUAAACAGGCAAUGGCGCCAGCUGCCAUCUUUAUCCUUGCUAUCGUCACUUACACUGGGUUUGCCGUCCCAAUAAGAGAUAUGCAUCCCUGGUUCCGAUGGAUCAAUUAUAUCGAUCCAGUUAGUUACGGGUUUGAGGCUUUGAUGAUCAAUGAAUUCCACGGCAGGCAGAUUCCAUGCUCCGUAUUUGUACCCUCCGGCGCAAGCUACACAAACGUUGGUGCUGAUGAGAGAAUUUGCUCCACCACCGGUGCUGCGGCUGGCGCAAAUUACGUUGAUGGCGACAGAUACAUUGAAAUCAACUAUCGUUACUCUCACACGCAUCUCUGGAGGUGAGAUUCAAUUUCAAACUGACUUUUGAGACUCUAGCUAACAUCGUUGGGCAGAAACUUGGGCGCCAUGAUCGGCUUUAUGCUUCUUGGCUGCGCCGUUUACCUGAGCGCCAGCGAAUUCAUCUCAGCCAAGAAGUCCAAAGGAGAAGUCCUUCUAUUCCGCCGUGGUCGCAUACCUUAUGUUUCUAAAUCAUCCGACGAAGAAGCCAAAAUGGACGAUCGUAUGACAGCGGCAACUGUUACCAGAACGAAGACUAUCCCGGAUGCACCACCUAGUAUUCAGAAGCAGACUGCCAUAUUCCAUUGGGACAAUGUUAAUUACGACAUCAAGAUCAAGGGCGAACCUAGGAAACUAUUAGAUGGAGUUGAUGGAUGGGUCAAGCCUGGUACUUUGACAGCUUUGAUGGUAAGCCUUUAGAGUAUGCUAAGAUCCGCGAAACAUUAACUAACUAUGACGCCUUAGGGUGUCUCUGGUGCUGGAAAAACAACUCUUCUCGAUGUGCUUGCCUCCCGUGUGACCAUGGGUGUUGUCACUGGACAAAUGCUUGUAGAUGGCCGUCAAAGAGAUCUUGGCUUCCAAAGGAAAACGGGUUAUGUCCAACAGCAGGAUCUUCAUUUGGCUACUUCUACUGUUAGGGAGGCACUGGCUUUCAGCGCUGUUCUUCGUCAGCCGAAGGCUACUCCACGUGCUGAAAAGCUCGCCUAUGUUGAUGAGGUCAUCAAGGUCCUGGAGAUGGAAGAAUAUGCUGAUGCUGUUGUCGGUGUCCCAGGUGAAGGUAUGCACUCGUUUCCGUUUGUUCUUACAUUUUUAAAUCGUGUCUCACAAGUCAUUUAGGUCUUAAUGUUGAACAGCGUAAACGUCUCACGAUUGGUGUUGAACUAGCAGCAAAGCCGGCUCUGCUUCUAUUUCUUGAUGAACCCACUUCUGGCUUAGACUCUCAAACAGCUUGGUCUAUCUGUGCGUUGCUUCGUAAACUCGCAGACAAUGGUCAGGCUAUCCUUUGCACAAUUCAUCAACCUUCUGCGAUUCUAUUCCAGGAGUUUGAUCGUCUAUUAUUCUUAGCGAAAGGCGGAAAGACUGUCUAUUUUGGCGAAAUUGGGGACCAUUCGAAGGUCUUGACUGAUUAUUUUGAACGCAAUGGUGCUCCUCCUUGUGGAGAUCUGGCCAAUCCUGCAGAAUGGAUGCUUGAAGGUGAGGUGUAUCACUGAACAGAUCAUUCUUGAGCCCCCGCUGACAUUUAACGCAGUUAUUGGCGCCGCUCCUGGGUCUGACACCUCGAUAAACUGGCCAGAGACCUGGAGAAAUUCCCCGGAGCGUCAGGAAGUAAAGGGGCACCUUGCAGAACUGAAAGCAGCGCUGUCUCAAAAGCCAGUCGAAAACGACCCUACGUCACUCAAUUCAUUUGCUGCAGGUUUUGGAACCCAAAUGCAGGUUGUCCUCAUUCGAGUGUUUCAACAGUACUGGCGUACUCCUCCUUAUCUUUACUCUAAGACUAUUCUCUGUACUUGUGUUGUAAGUUAUAUCUCCAUACAAUCAUUCAUAAGAGCAUUUAACCAACAAUUUGCAGGGUCUCUUCAUAGGAUUUUCUUUCUGGGACACCAAGACUUCUCUUCAAGGAAUGCAAAACCAACUUUUCGCUAUCUUCAUGCUCCUCACUAUCUUCGGUAAUCUUGUUCAACAAAUCCUGCCCCAUUUCGUAACACAACGUUCUCUCUAUGAAGUUCGCGAACGCCCUUCCAAAACCUACUCCUGGAAGGUCUUCAUCCUCUCCAACAUCAUCGUCGAGCUUCCAUGGAAUACGCUUAUGGCCGUCAUCAUUUUUGUAACUUGGUAUUAUCCUAUUGGUCUCUACCGAAAUGCCGAAAUGACCAACGCCGUCAAUGAGCGCAGCGGUCUCAUGUUCGCCUUCGUUUGGGCUUUCCUAAUGUUCACGUCCACCUUUACCGAUUUCAUCAUUGCCGGCAUGGAAACAGCGGAAACAGCAGGAAAUGUAGCUAACCUCUUGUUCUCUCUCUGUCUCAUUUUCUGUGGUGUCCUCGCUAGUCCUACUGCUCUCCCUGGAUUCUGGAUUUUCAUGUACCGCGUCUCACCUUUCACAUACCUCGUCUCGGGAAUGAUGGCCACCGGACUUGCCAACACAGAAGUCGUAUGCGAUUCCAUCGAAUAUCUUCAUUUCAAUCCUCCUUCCUCACAAACAUGCGGCGAUUACCUCAAUUCUUAUAUCAGCGUCGCAGGUGGAUAUCUGAACAAUCCUGAAGCGACUACUAAUUGCGAAUUCUGUAGUAUCCAAGACACUAAUGUGUUCUUGGCGGCGGUAAAUAGUUAUUAUGGUGACGUGUGGAGAAAUUGGGGCUUGCUGUGGGUUUACAUUGCGUUUAAUGUUGCAGGCGCUAUUGGUAUGUAUUGGUUGGUGAGAGUACCAAAGGGUGCUAGUCAAGGGGAGGAUGAUGAGAAGAGUGCGAAAAAGGGAUGGUUCUCGAAGAAGAAAGCGGAUGCUUAGAUGGGCGGGUACUGUGGUUUUCGCGUUGGUGGUUUCAAUAGAUGGGCAAAACAAUGAGGCUUCGGGUGGCCUCAUUUGCUAUGUUUCGAUUUUAUUGGAUUCAUGAUCUUAUGAGACAGGUUGAUGCGUUGGGGAUAGAUUUCUCUCGUGCGGAGAUGUUUUUUACUUGGUUGAUUCUAUAGAAGGGGAAGAUGAGAUGGGAUGAGAUGAGAUGAGAUGAGAGAUGAUUAUGUUCGUACUUAUUAUAUCCAUAUAUGAGUUUUGUAAUGUUGUCCAUGGGCUUCAGAAUAGAUUACUUGCUAUAUAUAGCAGUUAUUUAACGGAUUC